Molecule: messenger RNA, 2590 nt
Organism: Haliotis rufescens (red abalone)
Lineage: Eukaryota; Metazoa; Mollusca; Gastropoda; Lepetellida; Haliotidae
Product: negative elongation factor D-like
Exons: 16
Coding region: 104-1831 (575 amino acids)
Biological process (GO): negative regulation of transcription elongation by RNA polymerase II
Cellular component (GO): nucleus; NELF complex
Molecular function (GO): RNA binding
Source: RefSeq, a predicted model, not a curated record
UGAAGUUUCUCAACCUGUCAUGGCCGCGUAUUCUUAAAAAAUACUCUUUGCAUGAUUUGAAAACGUUACUAUAGGAGUUCAGCGCAUCUCAUUCGAGUACACGAUGUCUGAUUACGAAGAGGACCAUGCCGAGGGGAUGUCAGAGGACGAUGUUGGGUCACCUGAGAUGGAUCCGUUCAUGGAGGAUGAUGAGGAGGAGAGACAGGCCACACAGAAAGACUGUCUUGAAUCUUUUAGCAGCAAGGACUACAUAAUGGAGCCCAACAUUUUCACCGUACUCAAAAGAUUUUUGCAAGCGGGUGGAUCACCAGAGCGGGUUGUGGAACUGUUGUCAGACAACUACUUAGCGAUAGCACAGACUGUUAAUGUUUUGGCUGACUGGCUAAUACAAGCAGGCGUUGGCAUAAAUGAAGUUCAAGAACUGGUAGAAAGUCAUCUCAAGCUGAUGAUUAUCAAACACUUUGACCCGAAGAAGGCGGACUCCAUCUUCACUCAAGAGGGUGAAACUCCGUCUUGGCUGGCCGAGAUGAUAGAGUACCCGACAUGGCGAUCCUUGUUCUACAAGCUGGCUGAAGAAUACCCAGACUGCCUCAUGCUCAACUUCACUAUCAAGUUGAUAUCGGAUGCUGGUUUCCAAGGGGAGAUAACCAGUGUGUCGACAGCAUGUCAUCAAAUUGAGGUGUUCUCGAGGGUGUUAAGAACCUCUAUAUCCAGCUUCGUGGAGGCAGGGGAGGAUGGGUUGGAGAAGAACCUGCCAGAAUUCACAAAAAUGGUUUGCCACGGAGAGCACACAUACCUGUACAGUCAGGUGCUGAUGCACAUCUUGUCCCAGGAGCUGAAGGGCGGCUCCAACAUCCGACGUCUGUGCCAGGAGCUGCAGAAGUGUGCCAGUGAGAAAGGUCUGGAUGUGACGCCCAUAACGAUGGCCCUGAGUGGAGCGGCCGCCUAUCCCCGAGCCUGUCAGGCCCUGUCCUCCAUGUUGUCCCGGCAGGCCCUCAACCCAGCAGACAUCUCCGUGUUGUUCAGGAUGUAUUCUGAACAUGACUCUCCUCCAGUUGAACUCAUCCGAGUCCCUGCUUUCCUAGAUCUGCUUAUUGACACAUUGUUUAAGCCUGGUACAAGGGUGAACCCUGACCACAAACACAAGUACAUCCACCUCCUGGCCUACGCUGCUAGCGUCAUCGAUACUCACAAGAAGGGAGGUAGGAAGACAAUCAACAGGGACGAGCUGAAGCCGACUGUACAGGCUCUUGAGAAGACCCAGGCCCUGUGUGCUGAGAACAAGGGAGCCUCGGAACUGAUAGCCGACAUAUCAACCCUCUUCACCUGUCUCAGAUUCCCUGUAGUGUCUAUGGGCGUGUUGAAGUGGGUGGACUACACCGUGUCUGACGCCAGCUACUUCAAGCUCAACACAGACCAUACCCCUCUACACCUGGUCAUGGUGGACGAGAUUGUCACCAACCAUGUCCUGUUGCACCAAAAAGCUUUAGAUCUUCUUGUUCGAGUGUUUGAAUCUUCAUUCGAGGAAUUAGAUGUGUUGGUUCGGCUGGAGUUGAAGAAGACUGUUCUGGACCGGAUGGUGCACCUGCUGAGUCGGGGCUUUGUCCUCCCCGUAGUCGUCUACAUCAGAAAGUGUCUGGAGAAGGGAGACACAGACAUCUCACUCAUCAGACACUUUGUCACAGAGGUGCUGGACGUGAUUGCCCCGCCCUACACGCCCGAGUUUGUCCAACUGUUCCUCCCACUCAUCGAGAACAAGACCAUCACCGGCAUCCUCCGGUCAGACGACGGUCAAGACCCUGUCUCAGAGUUCCUCAGUCAGUGUAAAUAGAGGAACAACUGUGAUGUUUCCUGACCAAUGAUGUAACAGCAUCAGUACCAAGGUUCAACUCUGAUGAGCAAUUAGUUCAAGGUCUGGGACUUCCAUAACAACACCGACACACAAUCUCACACACAGAUGUCAUUGCUGGUCUGGCUACUGGCUAGGAGUCUCUUGGACCAGCUUCAUCUCAUAGUGAACGUGACAGACAGACUUCUUCAUACUUUAACAUCAGUCAGUACUCACGGCUAAGUCAAGUUUGAUGCUUAAAUGUUGUUCAGCAUAGCAUAUUGAGUGUCUGCCGUGUUCUGUGUACAAAGGCCUCCUGUAUAUAUGUAUCUUAAUGUAAAUACAGAAAGGGUAGAUGAAGAUCUCCCACAGUUGUGAACAAUGUGACGAUGAGGUCAUGAGAAGGACUCUGAAGAUACAUGACAAAUAUGUAUGGAAAUGUCUGUGGUAGUCCCUGAUCAGGGGCCCUCUAUUCUCCUGUGCAGAAUACAGACAGGAAUAGAAAAUGAGAAAUGAAAAUGUGUGGAUAAAUCAGGCAGCAAAAUUAGAAACAUUGUGAAUUCUGUAAAUACUAGUAUUCCGGUUCUUGAUACUGACAUAAUCCCCCAAAAAGAAACACACUGUGGUUUUCUAGAGAUUUAGACUGCCUCCGUGGUCUAGUGGUAGAGCGUCCGCCCGGAGAGCGCAAGGUCCAGGGUUGGAUCCCCGGCCGCGUCAUACCAAAAGACGUUAAAAGAUGGUACUUGUUGUUACCCUGUCUGG